AACGCCGCCGCUAUAUAACCAGGGCUCCCACUACCUCUGCCGCAGCGUCCGGACAACCCGAGCUGUGGGAGCCGGGACUCCGUACCGGAGGGCAGGAUGCCCGCGACACGGGAAGAAGAACAUCAGAAAAGAAACGAGAGUUAGCCAAUUGUCCUUCAAGCUGCUCCACCAUUCAAUGAGACAAUGGUCCGUCCAAUCUGGACCUUGGCGCCACUUCCCCAAACUCUCCCCAUAUUCUCUGGACCCUUACAGUUCAAACAUCCAUCAGUCUCAUCAGAAAUAUAUUCAAUGAUUGCCUCCACAGCUCUCUGGGGUUUAGGAGAGCCCCAUCUCACAAUGUGAGGGAACAACAACUUUUGCUAAUCAUUUCAUUCUCGCAUAUCUGGUUAAACUUUUGUAGUCCUUUUAUGGUUCACUCUCGUAUUCUACUUUCUCCUUCCUUAUCAAUUCAUUUCGUGCUCCUUUACUGAAACUGGAAAUGUUUCAGUCUGUGGACAUGCCUCUUUUUCAGGCAAAAUUGGAAGCUGUUUCCUCUGAGGUAAAUUGAUUACAUCCUAUUGUGUAUUGACCAUAUCUAUGCCCCUCAUGAUUUUAUACACCUCUAUAAGAUCACCCCUCAUUCUUCUACGCUCCAAUGAAAACAGCCCCAACCUGCUCAACCUCUCUCCAUAUCUCACUCCCUCAGGUCCUGGCAACAUCCUUGUAAAUCUGUAUUAGGAGAGAUCAUUAAGCUGGAAAAACUGCAAAGGAAAUUUAUGAGAACAUUGCCAGGAGAGAAUAUUCCUCCUAGGAUGAAUGCACACAGUCUUCUUCCCAGGGAAAGGGAAUCUAAAACUGGAAGGCAUAGGUUUAAGGUGAAAGGGGAAAGAUUUAAAGGGGCAAGCUUUUCACACAGAGGGUGGUGGGUAUGUGGAACAAGCUGCCAGAGGAAGUGGUUGAGGUGGGUACAAUUACAAUAUUUAAAGGACACUUGGACAGGUACAUGGAUAGGAAAGGUCUAGAGGGAUAUGGGCCAAAUGUGGGCAAAUGGGACUGGCUUAGAUGGCAUCUUGGUUAGCAUGGACCAGUUGGGCCAAAGGGCCUGUUUCUGUGCUGUGUGAGUCUAUGACUAUGAUUCAGAAAUAUAUCUCUGCUCUUUCAUUGUCACUGGGUCUAAAUCCUCGAACUCCCUCCCAAGUAGCACUGUGGGAGCACCUUCACCAGAAGGACCUCAAUGGUUCAAGAUGGCUCACCAACAGCUUAUCAAGGGCAAUUAGGGACUGGCAAUAAAAUCUGACCUUGCCAGCAACACCCACAUCCUGAGAAAUGAAUAAUAAACAGGGAGGAUAUUGAAUGACACAGAAGAAGACGGACCUUGGACAGUACAUACACUCUUCCUUAAAGGCCACAAGGUAACAAAAGGUGGUUUAACAGUACAUGGAGUGCUUUCCUUAGUUGGCUGAGGUACAGUACAAGGGCUAGGAGAUGAAGCUAGAACUGUGUACAGUAGUACUGGGGCACAGCCUGAGUACUGUAGUCUCCACAUUACUGGACAAUGCCAUUGUGCUGGAGAGGAUGAUUCAGGACUUGAUUAAUUAUAGCUAUGAGGAAAUUAGCUCGGAUUGCUUCUUUUGGAACAGACAGUACUGAGGGGAGACUGGACUGAGGGUGUAUAAAAUUAUGAGCACCCUGUUUAGAAUGUAUAGAAGAACCUUUCUCCCUGGCAGAGGAGUCAGAAACCAGGGAGCAUAACGUAGAGUAAUUGGUGGAAGGAUUAGAGGGCAGAAGAGGAAAUUUUUUGCUCCCAGAGGGUGGUCUCAGACUCUGCCUGAGAGGUGGGAGAGGCAGAGAUGCCUGGGUGUGGACUUGGAGCCAUGACCUGUACCAGAAGGCGGGAAUGAUCUUUCCUCAAUCAGCACAGAUACAGUGGAAUGAACCUUCUGUGACUUCCUGUGAGCCUCCACAGCCCCUGGGGCAGAGAAUUUCAAAGAUUCACAACCCAUUGAGUGAAAAUUCCUCCUCACCUCCAUCCCCAUGGCUGAUCUUGUUCUGAAACCCUGCUCUUGUUCUACCCUCUCCCUCAGAACAUUGUCAAUAAGAUCUACACCAUGCAUCCUGGGAAUCAAGCUGAUGAAUCUCCUGUGGACUGUCUACAGUGCAGUGGAGCCCACCAGAGAUCCCACCACUGUGUUGGGACGGCGCCAGGCCGGCCGUGCCCAGCGGGUCCCCUGCGAUGCCCCGGCCCCGGACGGAGAACAGACCGCGGCUGCGGUCCGGCUUGGGGUGACGCGCGCCCCAGGAGGUGGAGCGAGCAGUGGGGCGCGCGGCCGGAGCGGGAGCGCGCGCGCGUGCCCGCCUCCCCCCCGGCCGGGGAUGGCUGGCGGACCGGAGGAGCGGGCGGAGGGCGGGCGUGGUCCCGGCGGAAUAAGACAGAACAAGUGGCGCAAGCACCCGAUUUUUUUCAUCGCCAUCCUGUUGCUGGUUAGUGUGAUAGUGUUGGUGACCGUGGCUGUGAUACAGAGCAGACCACUGCAACGGAAACUGAAGUUCGGCGUUGUCCUGGAUGCCGGCUCCUCACACACGGCGCUCUACAUCUACCAGUGGCCGGCGGAGAAGAUGAACAACACCGGACUGGUGGAACAGCUCAAGUCCUGCAGCGUGAAGGGGCCUGGGAUUUCCAGUUACUGGACAAAUGUGGAGCAGGCUGGCCCCUCGCUCCGAGCCUGUCUGGAUGAGGCUAAGCAGAGCAUUCCUGAGGAGCAGCACAGCGAGACGCCGGUGUACCUGGGAGCCACAGCCGGCAUGCGUUUACUGAGGUUACAGAACAAAUCUCAGUCUGAGAAGCUCCUUCAGGCAGUGGAGAAAUUCAUCCACUCCUAUCCAUUUGAUUUCCAGGGAGCAAGGAUUAUAUCCGGAGCAGAUGAGGGAGCGUUUGGGUGGAUUACCAUCAACUAUUUGAUGGAGAACUUCCCCCAGGUAACUGCUGGAGGACCCCCUCACACCCUGGGAGCCUUGGACCUGGGCGGAGCCUCCACACAGAUCACUUUUGUUCCCAAUGGGGAGAUUGAGUCGCUAGAAAACUCCAUGCAUUUCCGCCUGUACGGGAGGAGUUACCACAUGUACACCCACAGCUACCUGUGCUUUGGAAAGGAUCAGGCCCUGAAGAUGCUGUUGCAGAAACUAACGGUUUUAGACAACGGAACUAUUUUCAGUCCUUGUUUUAACAAAGGAUUUGAGAAAUCCAUCAACGUGUCCACCUUCUACAAUAGUCCAUGCACACCUGACUCACCAACAAGGCAUGAGAUGGUGAAGCUCAUUGGCACUGGGAACUCUGAAGAAUGCAGAUCUCACGUCAGACGUCUCCUGAACCACAGCAGCUGCACCUGGAGCAGCUGCUCAUUUAAUGGGGUUUACCAGCCCCAGGUCUGGGGGAAAUUUGGGGCCUUCUCUGCAUUUUAUUAUGUGAUGAACUUCUAUAACAAGAAUGAAACGUUAGAAAAUGUGGAACAAGUGAAGGCAGCAGUGGGAAGGUUCUGCAACAUGUCCUGGCAGGAGGCGAAGAAAGUGUACAAGAUGAAAGAGAAAUACCUGAGUGAAAACUGUUUCUCUGGACACUAUGUCCUCGUUCUCCUCCUGGAAGGCUACAAUUUUACAUCCAGCAGCUGGAACACCAUAGAGUUUCUGAAAACGAUCAAGGGAUCAGACGCGGGCUGGACCCUGGGCUACAUGCUGAACCUUACCAACAUGAUUCCUGCCGAACUGCCUUAUACUGAGCCCUUGAGUGAGGCCUCAUUUUUGUCCGUCAUGGUCAUCUUCUCUGUCCUCGUCAUCAUUCUGAUGCUCAUUGCCCUGCUUGUAAUACGGAGGGUAUUUUGCAGGGUGGAGCAGAAGGUGUUGGAUUAGAAAUUGUGUGAAGUGGUUGAAUUUUAUCCGCUACCUGCGUCACCCGAGGUGCUGUACGUGAACAGAUUGUGUUUUUGUAAAAUUCUAAUCCAAUCUUCUCAACCUUCGACUUCUGACCAUGUACAGUGAUGUCAAUUCAUGACUGAUGCCUGUGCCGUUUGUCUUGUUUACAUUUCUGGUUAGAACCGAUUCUAACUGCAGGGUUAGUGCGGUGCAGGGUCACUGAAACUCCCUGUCUGGGCCACUGGUGGGGAUUGGUCAGGGCAGAAUCUUCCAGGGUGUGCCGAUCUUCCUGAAGGUCCAUUCCUAUUUUAUCCAGGAUCAUAGGUGUCCCUCUCCCUGUCCUCUGUUUCCUUGGGUCACUCCCUGCCUCCUCCGUUUCCUCCAUCUUCUAUCAGACCCAACUCUUCCACCCCAAGCUUCUCCUUGCCCAUCCACUAUUGGUUUCCUUCCCAGGACUGAUCUUCACAGCCCCUGCUACCCUUGGGUCUCCCCAACAUUACCCCUCUCCCCAAACUCCACCCAGAGUUCCUCUACAUUGAGGCCUCCUCAGCACAGACUCUGCCCAACCACCACUCCAUCCUCCUCUGACCCAUGGCCCAGUACAAACACAUUCCACUGUCCACAGUCUUCUCCUCUGGCAUUACCCCCUUCCCAUUAUCUUCCCUCCCUGAUCACAUUUUCUUCCCACUGCUCUCCCUGACCUCGCUCUUGGCUCCAGCAGGAGGUCCCGGUGAGGGUGUAGUGCUGGAAUUUUCUGGUCCUCAUUCGGUAGAAACCACUCCUCCAGUCCUGGCACCACACUCCCUCAGGAGUACAGGGCACCAAAUGCACUGAAGGGUUUCUGGUGUCAGCUCUCCCUGAUGAUGCAAUUCUCUCCACUGACAGGAUGAGUACACCUCCAGCAGGUCUCAGGAAACGCAGCACCACCUGGGACAAAGCAGCCCACUUCAGUGAUGUUCAUCUACCAUCCUAAACACUCCUUCCCUCCACCAGGGCUGUGAGAUGUACUGUAGUUACUUGCCAAGCAACACCUGCCAAACCCAUCACCAUGGGAACAUUAUCACCUCCAAAUCCAGUGCCAGGAGAAAUGUAUAGAUUUUCCUUAUCACCACUGGGUCUAAAUCCUGGAACUUGGUCCCCAACAGCACUGUGGGAGCAGCUUCACUGCAGGGACUGCAGUGGGUCAAGAAGCUCGCUCACCACAACGUUACCCAAGGGCUUCUAGAGAUGGCCAGUAAAUACUGGCCUCACAGUGAUGCCCACAAUUAACAUGUGGAUGUUCAGAGAGAACUUUUAGUAACUGAAAACUUGUUACUAUGGCUUUAAGCUUCCAUUCCAGGGAGAAGGCCCUGAUCUGUUGCUGCAAUACACAGCUGGUAUGAAAACCAAAACUCAGCAUAUCAAGAAUUUCUUCUGGAGAGAGAAAUGGGUUCAUGCUUCAUAUCAAUGACUUCCCAUCAGCUGAAGUGGACCAUCCUGCGAACUCCUCUCCCAGUGCUGUUCAAGCUUUGAUAUCUUUCCAGUGUGGAGCUCGUAUCAAACCCAAUGCCCUACCAAGGGUUUGGGGUAACUGCCUUGCUUAGUUCCCUAUUUACGGAACCAAAGGUAUCAUGCGCCAUUGACAACUAAUUGAUUCUGUUGUCCUCUGCGAGAGGCAUUCCAUGGAGGAAUUGCACUAGUUACCUCAGCUUCAGGAGGAACACGGCAUGGGAAACAAUGAAAUUCACUAUGAAUCUGAUGUGAACAUCGAAUCUGCUCAGCAUGAAUGAUCUGUGACUGGAGCUGCCUGUUUAGAUAUCCAGAGUGACACAGUCUGACCUGGAAAUGAUUACAGUUGUGUUACACCAUAACAGACGUGAAUUUUCAGGCAUUCUGCUGGUCGCUGUAAUAUCACACAUCCUAAUUUCCAGAACAAAUUGAGGGAGGUUGCAUCAAAAUGCAGCUUGUAGUAGAGAAAAUAAAAAGAGGCUGCUGAAAAUACUCAGCAAGUCAAGCAGCAUCUGUGGUGAGAGGAGCAGAACUGAAAGGCUAUGGAAAAGCAUUGACUCUGGCUCUGUUCCUCUCUCCACAGAUGCUGCCUAACUUGCUGAGUGUUUCCAGCAGCCCUUGUUUUUAUUUCAGGUUUCCAGCAUCUGCAAUUUUUUGCUGAUGGAGUCACAGGGUAAUACAGGCCCUUUGGCCCAACUGGCCCAUGCUGACCAAGUUGACUAUCCAUGCUAGUCCCAUUUGCCGGUGUUUGGCCCAAAUCCCUCAAAAAAAAUUUCUAUCCAUGCACCUAUCUUGUUGUUGAAUAUUGUAAUACCCACCUCUACAGCAUCCUCUGGCAGCUCAUUCCAUAUACCCAUCACUCUCAGUUUGAAAAAUAUACCACUCUCUGUGAGAAGUGUCCCCUUUAAAUCUUUCCCCUCUCAUCAUAAACCUGUGCCCUCUAGUUUCAGGCUCCCCUACCCUGGGAAAAAGACUGGCCAUCCAUCUUAUCAACACCGCUCAUGAUUUUAUAAACCUCUAUCAGACCCAGCUUAUCCAGCCUCUCCUUAUAGUUCAAGCCCUCCAGUCCUCUGAUCUUUUCUGCAUCUCCAGAACAGACUCUUUAAGGCAGCAAAGUACUACAGCAGAGUUUGUGGGGACCCACUGCCAGAACAGUGGAAACUCUCACAACUGACACAAAAUUCUUAAAUUCAUUACUGAUAAAUUGAAGAAUGUUUAGUAGUUGAGGCUAUGCUCUUACACAGAGCUCAGAUUUCAUCCUAUCCUCCAGUACGCUAGUCAAUUCUUGCUCACAGCACCAGCAUUAGCAGACGGAAAGCCAGUUUGUGGCAAAUGCCAUGUUGAACAGGUUGCCACUUUCCACAAUGACCUUCAGGGCAAAAUUGGAGAUCUUGUCGACCAACCGUGCUGAAACGUUUCCUAGAUGCUGUUGGAAUUUUGUAUUUUUAUUUUUGUGCCAAAUUUUGUUUAACAAUCCUUUUCAAUAAAAUGUUCCUGCAGAAAACAA
Pristis pectinata (smalltooth sawfish) is the source of this 6880-nucleotide messenger RNA. It is a transcript of the gene entpd1, whose product is annotated as ectonucleoside triphosphate diphosphohydrolase 1. The record is from RefSeq and is a predicted model, not a curated record. Gene Ontology annotation, molecular function: GDP phosphatase activity; UDP phosphatase activity. Gene Ontology annotation, cellular component: plasma membrane. Gene Ontology annotation, biological process: nucleoside diphosphate catabolic process. Lineage: Eukaryota; Metazoa; Chordata; Chondrichthyes; Rhinopristiformes; Pristidae. The transcript has 12 exons. The coding region runs from base 2014 to 3882 and encodes 622 amino acids.